GCUUUGGAAAGCCUGAAGACUUCCCAUUCAAGGCCACUGAGAGAAAAUCUUUAUUGUACUUGUCGUUUUUUUUUUGGUAUUUGAAGUCUUUAACCUAAAAUCACAUAUAAGAGAAAAGAGAAAAACGAAUGGGUUGGAGCGGAGAAAGACGAAGACAUGUGGUAACAUUUUUUAGAGUCUUGUUAGUGUUGCUGGCGGUGGUGCAAACGACGGCGUUUCAAGGGGUUAAACUGAAGAAGAAGGAGCACCGGAACGCGUACGCGACGAUGAUGUACAUGGGGACGCCCAGAGAUUACGAGUUCUACGUCGCGACACGUGUCUUGAUCAGAUCCCUUGUUAAUCUCCAAGUGGACGCUGAUCUCAUCGUCAUUGCCUCCCUCGACGUUCCCCUCCGUUGGGUUCGUGCACUGGAAGAGGAAGAUGGAGCAAAGGUAGUGAGGGUGGAGAACCUUAAUAACCCUUACAAAGGUCAAGAAAAUUUCGAUAAGAGAUUCAAGUUGACACUGAAUAAACUAUAUGCCUGGAGUUUGGUGGACUAUGAUAGAGUUGUCAUGCUUGACGCUGACAAUCUUUUUCUACAGAAAACCGAUGAAUUGUUCCAAUGUGGGCAGUUUUGUGCUGUCUUUAUCAACCCCUGCAUCUUUCAUACUGGCCUCUUUGUGUUGCAGCCAUCGCGAGAGGUAUUUAAAGACAUGGUCCAUCAACUGGAAACUGGUAAAGAAAACCCUGAUGGUGCUGACCAGGGAUUCAUUGGUGCUUACUUCCCUGACUUGCUCGACCAGCCCAUGUUUCACCCACCAUUAAAUGGGUCCAACCUAGAUGGGCAAUACAGACUUCCUCUGGGAUACCAAAUGGAUGCUUCUUAUUACUAUCUUAGACUUCGUUGGAGAGUACCUUGUGGACCCAACAGUGUGAUCACUUUCCCUGGUGCACUAUGGUUGAAGCCAUGGUAUUGGUGGUCUUGGCCUGUCCUGCCUUUGGGCAUUCAAUGGCACGAAAAUCGUCGUCAAACUCUAGGGUAUGCAGCUGAGAUGCCGGUUAUAAUAGUCCAAUCGAUUAUUUUCCUUGGAAUAUUAGCGAUGACACAUCUAGCACGCCCCAGCAUCUCCAAACUAUGCUACCGAAACUCAGACAAAACCACAUCUUUGAUCCAAACUGGUCUAAAAUUUAUGGCAAUCUGGUCUAUUCUUGCAGCUUAUAUAGUUCCCUUCGCUAUUAUUCCUCGCACGAUUCACCCAUUAGUAGGCUGGACACUGUAUUUCCUUGGUUCCACUGCUCUUUCGUCUAUAGCAAUCAACUCGUUCUUGCUGCCUGCCAUCCAAGUCUUCGUUCCUUUGGUUGGGAUUUUUGGGUCUCUUCUGGUCAUGGCAUAUCCUUGGUACCCUAAUGGAGUUGUAAGAGCUUUAGCUGUUUUCGGCUUUGCGUUUUGUUAUGCCCCUAUUGCUUGGGGUUCGGUGGGUAAGGUCAUGGCACGUCUUCAAGUCUCACUCGAAAGGGAACAAUUUUUACCAAAAUUGGCUGAAUCUUCACCACCUUCCGGCUUCAACAAGUUGUAUUGAGACUCAGACUAGAUAUAAUGCAAAGGAGACAUUUAAUUAGAUUGUUUUUGCUAAUACAAUGUUUUGUCAUCUAAUUAAUUUCUUUGAUAAUCACCAUACAAUUUUAUGUAUAAAUUUCACUGUUUUUCCUCAUUUUCAAAAUGACAAUUUCAUAUUUGAUGCACUCAA
Molecule: messenger RNA, 1727 nt
Organism: Gossypium raimondii (Peruvian cotton)
Lineage: Eukaryota; Viridiplantae; Streptophyta; Magnoliopsida; Malvales; Malvaceae
Product: putative glucuronosyltransferase PGSIP8
Exons: 4
Coding region: 129-1559 (476 amino acids)
Molecular function (GO): glycosyltransferase activity
Source: RefSeq, a predicted model, not a curated record